Molecule: messenger RNA, 23236 nt
Organism: Pocillopora meandrina
Lineage: Eukaryota; Metazoa; Cnidaria; Anthozoa; Scleractinia; Pocilloporidae
Source: the annotation of a GenBank genome assembly
AUUUUCGCCUUGAAUGGAAAAUUCACCCUUGCGUAACGAAGAUUAAGUCCUGCAUGCGGAGCGUCUUUUGAAAUUGAAAUUUACGUGACAGUCUCCGACUAUUUUUACGUCGCGUAAUCGAUUACUAACCCAAUAUGACGUCACUGCACGAGCGAAGAAACACUGCAAGGAUCUUACGAAAGUAGUCUAGCUCGUGAUUCCCUAGCUAUCUGUGUUGCUGAUCGGAAGCGGCUUAUUCUCAGAGGGAAAAACUUCUUACAAGAGAACUAAUACAAAGAUCGUACGCUUUUGGUACGUUUAGAACGGCUGUGCUUUCAAAGAAAGACGAAUAUAAAGGGCUACAUAGCCACGCUGGAAACUAAACUGGCGAAAGUCCAAUCUCUCGGAAGUUUAAUGCUUUCGUCAAAUCCAUCACACUUUCUUCAACAAAACAGGACUUAUAUGACAUUUGAACACUUGCUAAUAAGGACUAGGACUUGAGUUUUAUAUUUUUGAAAGUGUUGAUGAUGUAUGCAGCAAGAACAUGUGCGAGAUUGUUGAGGGAGCGUUUGGCAAGAUAUGGCAAGCCCUCGCUUCACAAGAGAUGGCAACAAACUGCGGUUUUAGUCGCUCAGGAACCGUUUUUAAACGGUAGUAGUGGCAAUUAUGUGGAAGAAAUGUACUUAUCGUGGAAAGAGGAUCCUAAAAGUGUACAUCGGGUAAGUAAUUUGUCUGAUUUGUGACCGUAAAUUUUGAUACUACAGCGCGCGAACGUUAUUGAUGUGAAAUGUAUUGAACACCCACGAACUCUACAACCCGCGUGUUUACCCAAAAGCGUCUAGAGUUUGGAGUUAGUUUCAUUCAAAUCGCUUUACCUCAAUUGCUUCCUUAUAGUGUAAAACAUUUAUAAAACGGGAAAAACAGUUCUAGAAAGAUGAUGCUUUUCAUAGACGUCUAAAAUAACACGCAUACUAAUUAGUGCUUUUCUUUAUUAUGAGGAAGUGAACCUUGACCAGCCCAUGACCCACCCUCUAAGCUAGGGGUCCGCUUUUUAUUGCAGUAGUCACGUAUUGUUGCGCUAGAAUGCUCACCAGGUUGCAUGUAGAUAUUGCUUCUAAAAGUGAGGUAAAAUCAGAUUUCACAAUAUUCUGAGUCAUUGUAAGUAGUGUAAAAGAAAUGUCCUUUGACCUAGAGAAAUCUAGCAAAUUUUUGUUACUUUUUGUUAAUUUUUUUUUUCAUGGGGUGGAAAACAUAGCAGCCUAAGGAACAAUGGUGGAUAUUGAUGGCCAAUUUUCAAAUGAAUUGCAAAUACACAACUAGAAAACUAUGCAUAAUUGUUCAAAUCCAAAAACUGUAAAAGAGAUUCCUGAGAGAUAAGUCUCUUCUUAUUUGUGGAGAACAUUAGUAAAAUAUGAAAAAAAGUUCUAGAAAGAGGAUGUUUUUAAUAAUCUGUCCAAAAUAGCAGGUGUCUAUAAAAAGACAUGCAUGUAUACUUAUAAGAGCUUUAUUAUGAGGAAAUGAACUUUUACCGGCUCACGAUCCACCCUCCAGGCUAGGGUUCUGUUAUUUCUUGCAGAAGUCACAUUAUUUUUAUGCCAGAAUGCUCACCAGGUCGCAUGUAGAUAUUUACUUCUAUAAAAGAGGAAAAUCAGAUUUCACAAUAUUCUGAGUCACUGUAAGUAGUGUAAAAGAAAAGGCCUUUUACUCAGAGAAAUCUAGCAAAUUUUUGUAACUUUUUAUUCAUUUUAUUUCAUGGGGUGGAAAACAUAGCAGUUAAAGGAACAAUGGUGGAUAUUGAUGGCCAAUUUUAAAAUGAAUUGCAAAUGCACAACCUGAAAAGUUAUGCAUAAUUGUUCAAAUCCAAAACUGUGAAAGAGGUUCCUGACAGAUAGGUUUCUGUGAGGAAACAGGAAAAACAGUAUUAGAAGGAUGAUGUUUUUAAUAGUGUUUCCAAAUUAGCAGGCGUCUAAAAAAAGACAUGCAUACAUACUUAUAAGAGCUUUAUUAUGAAGAAGUUAACCUUGAGUGGCUCAUGACCCACCCUCCAGGCUAGUGUUCUGUUGUUUCUUGCAGUAGUCACAUAUAUUUUUACACCAGAAUGCUCACCAGGCUGCAUGUAGAUAUUUUCUUCUAUAAAAGAAGUAAAAUCAGAUUUCACAAUAUUCUGAGUCAUUGUAAGUAGUGUAAAAGAAAUGUCGUUUGACCCAAAGAAAUCUUGCAAAUUUUUGUUUAUUUUUUUCAUGGGGUGGAAAACAUAGCGGCCAAGGGAACAAUGGUGGAUAUUGAUGACCAAUUUAAAAAUGAAUGGCAAAUACACAACUAUAAAAACUAUUGAUUGUUCAAAUCCAAAAACUGUAAAAGAGGUUCCUGAGAGAUAAAUUGCUUCUCAUUUGUGCAGAACAAAACAGGAAAAACAGUUCCAGAAAGAUGAUGUUUUUAAUAAUCUGUCCACACUAGCAGGCUUUUAAGAGACAUGCAUGUAUACUAGUAAGAGCUAUAUUAUGAGGAAGUGAACAUUGGCAGGCUCAUGACCCACCCUCCAGGCUAGGGUUCUGUUGUGUCUUGCAGUAGUCACAUAUUACUCUCACGCCAGAUUGCUCACCAGUUUGCAUGUAGAUAUUUGCUUCUAUAAAAGAGGUAAAAUCAGAUUUCACGAUAUUUAGUGUCACUAUAAGUAUUGUAACAGAAAUGUACUCUGAUCUAGAGAAAUCUUGGAAAUUUUUGUACCUUUUUGUUUAUUUAAUUUUUUUUUUGCAUGGGGUGGAAAACAUAGCAGCCAAAGGAACAAUGGUGGAUAUUGAUGGCCAAUUUUCAAAUGAAUUGCAAAUACACAACUAGAAAACUAUGCAUAAUUGUUCAAAUCCAAAAACUGUAAAAGAGAUUCCUGAGAGAUAGGUCUCUUCUUAUUUGUGGAGAACAUUAGUAAAAUAAGAAAAAAAGUUCUAGAAAGAGGAUGUUUUUAAUAAUUUGUCCAAAAUAGCAGGUGUCUAUAAAAAGACAUGCAUGUAUACUUAUAAGAGCUUUAUUAUGAGGAAAUGAACUUUUACCGGCUCACGAUCCACCCUCCAGGCUAGGGUUCUGUUAUUUCUUGCAGUAGUCACAUUAUUUUUAUGCCAGAAUGUUCACCAGGUCGCAUGUAGAUAUUUGCUUCUAUAAAAGAGGAAAAUCAGAUUUCACAAUAUUCUGAGUCACUGUAAGUAGUGUAAAAGAAAUGGCCUUUUACUCAGAGAAAUCUAGCAAAUUUUUGUAACUUUUUAUUCAUUUUUUUUCAUGGGGUGGAAAACAUAGCAGUUAAAGGAACAAUGGUGAAUAUUGAUGGCCAAUUUUAAAAUGAAUUGCAAAUGCACAACCUGAAAAGUUAUGCAUAAUUGUUCAAAUCCAAAACUGUGAAAGAGGUUCCUGACAGAUAGGUUUCUGUGAGGAAACAGGAAAAACAGCACUAGAAGGAUGAUGUUUUUAAUAGUGUUUUUAAAUUAGCAGGCGUCUAAAAAAAGACAUGCAUACAUACUAAUAAGAGCUUUAUUAUGAAGAAGUUAACCUUUAGUGGCUCAUGACCCACCCUCCAGGCUAGUGUUCUGUUGUUUCUUGCAGUAGUCACAUAUAUUUUUACACCAGAAUGCUCACCAGGCUGCAUGUAGAUAUUUUCUUCUAUAAAAGAAGUAAAAUCAGAUUUCACAAUAUUCUGAGUCAUUGUAAGUAGUGUAAAAGAAAUGUCGUUUGACCUAGAGAAAUCUUGCAAAUUUUUGUUUAUUUUUUUCAUGGGGUGGAAGACAUAGCGGCCAAGGGAACAAUGGUGGAUAUUGAUGAGCAAUUUAAAAAUGAAUGGCAAAUACACAACUAUAAAAACUAUUGAUUGUUCAAUCCAAAAACUGUAAAAGAGGUUAUUGAGAGAUAAAUUGCUUCUCAUUUGUGCAGAACAAAACAGGAAAAACAGUUCCAGAAAGAUGAUGUUUUUAAUAAUCUGUCCACACUAGCAGGCUUUUAAGAGACAUGCAUGUAUACUAGUAAGAGCUAUAUUAUGAGGAAGUGAACAUUGGCGGGCUCAUGACCCACCCUCCAGGCUAGGGUUCUGUUGUGUCUUGCAGUAGUAACGCAUUAUUUUCACACCAGAAUGCUCACCAGUUUGCAUGUAGAUGUUUGCUUCUAUAAAAGAGGUAAAAUCAGAUUUCACGAUAUUUAGUGUCACUAUAAGUAUUGUAACAGAAAUGUACUCUGAUCUAGAGAAAUCUUGCAAAUUUUUGUUCCUUUUUGUUUAUUUUUUUUUUUUUGUGUGGGGUGGAAAACAUAGCAGCCAAAGGAACAGUGGUGGAUAUUGAUGGCCAAUUUUCAAAUGAAUUGUAAAUGCCCAACUUGAAAAAUUAUGCAUAAUUGUUUAAAUCAAAAACUGUGAAAGAGGUUCCUGAGACAGGAUUGGAAAUUUCUUUGAUACAUCAACAUUUGCAACUAGUGAUGUUGAAAGAAGUAUUAAGCUGGCUUACUAAAUAAUUUGCAAAUAAAUUCUAUAUUGCCUUAUUUCUGCUCAGUAACAUAUCAUGUUCUCACCAGGUUAUUUAAUAUUAUUCAGCUUAUUAUAAAGGUGUUGGUUAGAAAAUGUUGAUAAUCACCUUAAGCAAGUUUUGUAGCAUGGUUACUAUGCGAACAUUCGCUUAGUAGACAACUGAUUAAUCUAGUGUUUAUUGUCUGUGAAUGAAGUUCAUUUAGGAAACUACAAACUUAUUAGGUGACCCAAAUAUUGUUCCAUACCAGAGCAUGAAAUUGCGCCUAAUACAGGCGCCAAUGUGACUAAAUUUUUCACUUUGGCGACCAAAUCCUGAAAAUUAGUCGCCAAAUUGGCGACUAGAAUGUUUCAUCAUAACCUUACCUAGAGAUAUAGUGAAUUAAAAAGAUUUUCAAAGACAAAUCUGUGGCAAACUUCCUCGUUAAGUUUGUUUCCAAAAUCGAUAACUAGAUGCCAUCUUGGAUUUAGGUGAGCUUAAACAUUGCAUAUCAUCCAUCCUAGUGUCCCCUUUGUAGCACGUUAAAGAUCUUUUCCCUAACUUAAUUUCUAGAACGAUGACAGCAUAAAAAAAAGAUUUUGUUUGUUUUUCAAAAUGGCGACCAACUUUUUUUGAAUUGGCUACCACUUUGAUGAAUUUAGGAGCCAAGGGGCCUGCAUACAAUCACUGAUCACUUUCAUAACAAUUAACUAUGAGAAAAAAUUGACAAAUAGAUUCCAUUUUGCUGUGCAUCUGUUCAGUGAUAGAUCAUAGAUAAGGUCAUAAUGCGGUAUUAUCGGUAAUCUAUUUCUUAGCAGACACAUGGCAACACAGAAUCUAUUUGUCAAAUACAUUUUAUCACUGUUUUUAGCAUAAAGCAAUUUUAGAGUUAAUUAUACUUCUUUGUUUCUACUAAAUACAGACCUUACAGAUUGACAUUGUUUUCACUUUGCAGUCAUGGGAUGUAGCAUAAAGCAGUAAUAGAGUUAAUUAUACUUCUUUGUUUCUACUAAACAAAAGGCAGAUAUAUUGACUUCUUUUCUUUUAUCUUUUUGCAGUCAUGGGAUGCUUACUUCCGUCAAGUUCAAAGCGGAAAACCCCCAGGACAAGCUUAUCAGCCACCGCCCAUCUUAGGACAAAGUCCUGGCAUGGUAGCAACACCACAAACUGUUCCAAGUGCUGUGGAUCAGUCAACAAUAAACGAACUAGUGUCAGAUCACUUGGCAGUUUACUCAUUGAUUCGUUGUUACCAGGUAAUACAAAGACUGCAGUGGAUUUUUUUUCCUUUUUUUUUCUUUUUUUUUUCCCACUAACUGAAGAUGCACCAGGCAAUUUUGGUUGCCAGUCUUAUCAAGACAUUAAACUCUCACAGUACUUCUCUCACCACCCAUGUUCUUAACCCUUUAACUCCCAAGAUCUUAUAAGUAAUUCUCUUUACUUCUUCCAUACAGUUCUUGUGAUGUUAGUUUGGAGAAUUUGGUAUUGGAUCAACUUAUAAUUCCAAAACUGAUAUUUUUCUAUAUUCUGACCACUUGUCUGCUUGAUAUUGUAUUGAUAUUGUAAGGAGAAAUUCUGACUUGGUCACUCAAGGGAGUUAAAAGGUUAAACAGGUACUCACCAACAGUCAGGGAAAUUUAAAGACAGGAAUAAUUCCAAUUUUUUCCCCCCAACUUUCAGAGAAAAGUAAUAAUGAAAAAUGAUAACAAUGACUCAAAAUAUAUUUUAUAAAACAAUAGUUUUUUCCACCUGGCUUUUGAUGCAUGUGUGGUUCUUUAUUUAUAAGAAGAUUUCUGUCCCAAUUUUCUGCAAUUAUAAUGUCAAACAGUAAUUUUUAACCCUUUAACUCCCAAGAUCUGUUUGUUAAUUCUCCCCUCCAGCUGCUUAACAUUUCCUUAUAAAUUAGUUAUGAGAACUUAGUGCUAGAUUAAGUAGUAGCUUCUAUUUGAUAAGUUUGAAUAUUCUCAUUACCUUUUUGCUGAUUAAUGAAUGGAUAUUAUAGGAAGAAGUUUUAUGUUGAUCACUUCUGGAAGUUAAAGAGUUAUAAAUUCUUCUUGCAGAUCCGAGGCCAUCAUGUAGCUCAGCUAGACCCUCUUGGCAUCUUACAGGCUGACUUAUCUGAAACUGUGCCAGCUGAUCUCUCCCUAGAGUACUGGGGACUGGGUGAGUUAUUAGUUUAGAAAUUUUGUCCCUUGAAGACAGUCACCCAGUUGUUAAAAUGACUAAUAGUGCCAUGCUAUGGGUGAAUCUCUAUACAAAUGCUGACAAAAGUAUUGUGCUUUCCACCCAGUAGAGAUUUAUCUGGUGGAUGGUAUUAUCCACCUUUUAAACAAUAGGGACCUGAUAUUUCAUUCGGAGUGGAACAUCAGAAAAAUUGACUGGCUGUGAAGACAACUUUACCAGGCUGCGCUGAUUUGCUAUCAAUACUUUCCUCAUGUUUUGUCUUAAAAAUGAAAGAUAUUUAAAUUUAUAAAAUGAAGAGAUUUGACAAGUGGAGAGAAAUUAUUUGUGUAAAAAAAGUACUAAUUUAUCUGUCUCUUGAGGCAUAAAAUCAUGAUUUAAUUAUGAAGAGAAAUUUGAUGUAACAAUUGAUUAAAUGUCAACUGUAACUGUCAACUACAUUGCAUAGAAAUGAUAUGCCUCCUCUUACAGUUAUGUUUGCUAUCACUCGUCAUUGAUGUUACAGUAAGUUUUAACUAACAUUUGUAUUUACUAAAUGGUUAUUUUUUUUCUUUUCUAUAGGUGAGAAUGAUCUAGACAAAGUGUUUCAGCUUCCUAAUACAACAUUUAUUGGUGGAGAGAAUGAUGUUCUGACUUUGAGAGAAAUAGUGAACAGGCUGAAUGUAAGCUGGAGACUGUUUAUGAAUUUGACUUAUUAAAUGAUAUAUAAACCCUUAUACAGUACUCCCAAGAUCUCAAUUUCAAUUCUCAGAUCUUUUGUCAGUCAUAAAGGUCCCAGAGUGGAUAACAUUAUCCACUGGAUAGAUCUCUAUCCAGUGGAUAGUGCUGUAAGUUUUGUUAACUCUUAUCCACUGGUCAGUGAUUUAUCCAUUGGAUAGCCUUAUCUUCCCUUUAGAAAUCUGGUCCAGUUCUUUUGAUUUUAGCCUAGAGAACUUGAUAUUAAGUCAAGCAAUAUCUGGAAGUUGAUACAUUUUUCCAAUCUUUUUCUGAUUUUUUCUUUCCCACAGAAAGCUUAUUGUGGACAUAUUGGACUGGAUUACAUGUUCAUUCCAGAAAGAAAUAAGUGUAAGUAAAAUAUAAAUACAUUAAUAAAAAAAUGCUGAGUGAAUGAGAGUUGUUGCAAUGCUGCUGUUUAACUGCAAGGAAGUGAUUUUUUUUCUUCAGUUUUCCACUUCCUUUGGCCAUACAUGUAAUGUAAAGGCUUUAUCAUUAAUUUCUUUUUCUCGUGCUUUCAAGUAUAGAUAUAUGAUUGGAUGAAAACAAGCCCCUUUUGAGGGGUAUAAUGACCUAUCACUUUGUGAUGACUGUGAUUGUAGUUUUUGAGUCUGUUUUUUGUAUUUUUUUCAUUUAUUUUUUCAAUUGAGUAUACUAAAUGGAAUAAGUUUUUAAAGAAACCGUGAUAUUAGCCCUUCUGUAGAAAAUCCUUUUGCUUUUGAAUUUCAAAUUACAAUUUUUCUCUUCCUCUCCCCCUUUGUAUUAUUGUUGUAUUCACAUGCGGCGAGUAUGAUUUCACAAAUUAACCAAUCACAAUAAAGAACUCUAACCUUGACAUUGAAAACUGACAUGAACAUUUUUUGCCUACUUUUUUUGGUUGUUUUUCGGAAUUAUUUUUAACUAUUUUUGAGCUUUUGUUCACACAAAUUUAUCUCUCCUUUGUUGGGAAUUUUAAGAAGUUUUGGAGUUUUUAUUUUUGCCAAAUGUUGUGGUCGAUUUAAGAAAUUCAAUUUAUAAUUUUAUGAAAAAUGUGGAUUCUAGCCUUGUUUUUUGUAAAUGGAAUCUUUACACCUUCGUUGGAACAAAACCUUGGCUUUGCCUCUCUCUGAUGAAAGGCUAAGCCUCAAAUAUCUGCUUUUGAAACUCUAUCAGCCAGUUUACAUCAUCAACUCAGUUUUUUUUUUAAUUGACUUGUUUUGUUGGUUCUAUCUUAUUUCUUUGUUCCUAUUUUCAAGGUGACUGGAUAAGGAAGCGAUUUGAGACCCCAGGGAUUGUACAACUAGAUGUGGAAGACAAAAGAACUUUGGUUAAGAGACUCAUUCGCUCAACUGGGUAAGAAUUCCACACUUAUUAUUAUUGGUACAGAAGUAUUACCUCGAAGACCAGGCAACACCUGUGUCUUUUCACAGGGGUAGUAUGGGGAUUAUUAACCUUGUCUAUUCUUCGCAAAAUGUUAUUUCCCAAUUCUUGGGCAAUAUUGAAAAUUAAAUUCCUCAAGGUGACUGGAAAACAGAAAUAGAAGAAGUUAAAAAAGAAGAAAAGAGACAUUUCAGGGCGUGAAAUUGCACAUAAUACAGGCGCCAAUGUGACCUAAGCACUUAGAGCACUAAUGUUGUAUCUCAUCCAUCCUAGUGUCCACUUUGUAGAAUGUUGUAGAAUUUAAUAAGGAGGGUCUAUCCAGGACGCUGAUAGCGUAAAAAAAAGGUUUUUUUUGUCUUUAAAAAUGGCGAGCAUUUUUUUUUUAAUUGGCUACCACUUUGAAAAAUUUAGGAGCCAAGUGACUGUUAGAAAAAAAAAUCAAUUUCACGCCCUGCAUUUUAAAACAGCAAAGGAACAGUAAUGGUAAAAUAAGGGGAAUAUAAAAAACAUGUUGUAGGCAAUGAAUUUGAAAAUGUUUACUUUUUUUUUUUCUCAUAAACUUUAGCAAGCUUUUAUUUUGUGUGUUUAAUCCUUUAACUCCCAUGAUCUAAUUGUCAAUUCUCCCUUCCAGCUACUGCAUAUUUCCCUUGAAAUUAGUUACGACAGUUUGGUGUUAGAUCAAGAUAACAACUUCUAUCUGAUAAGUUUGAGUAUUCUCAUUACCUGUUUGCUGGAUACUGUAUGGAUAUUAUAGAGAGAAGUAAGUUAAUCACCUGGGAAUUAAAGAGUUAAUUUGGAAAUUGGCAUUUAAGAGUACAUUUUCUUUCCUCUGCAUCAUCUUGUUUCCAGACUGUGUUUACCCUUUAACUCCCAGAUCAAAUUUGUAAUUCUCCUUACUGUCAGCCUGACAACUCUUAUAAUGUUAGUUCAGAGAAUUUCAGGGUGUGAAAUUGCACCUAAUACAGGCGCCAAUGUGACUAAAUUUUUAACUUUGGCGACCAAACCCUGAAAAUUAGUUGCCAAAUUGGCAACUAGAAUGUUUCAUCAUAACCUUACCUAGAGAUAUAGUGAAUUAAAAAGAUUUGCAAAGACAAAUCCAUGGCAAACUUCCUCGUUAAGUUUGUUUCCAAAACGCAGCAGAUGCAUCUCGAUUGAUAAUUAGACACUAUCUUGGAUUUAGGUGAGCUUAAACAUUGCAUAUCAUCCAUCCUAGUGUCCCCUUUGUAGCACGUUAAAGAUCUUUUCCCUAACUUAAUUUCUAGAACGAUGACAGCGUAAAAAAAAGGUUUCGUUUGUCUUUCAAAAUGGCAACCAACUUUUUUUGAAUUGGCUACCUCUUUGAUGAAUUUAGGAGCCAAGUGGCUAUCAGAAAAAAAAGUUAAUUUCACUCCCUGAAUUUAUUAUUGGAUCAACUAAUUAUCCCCAAAUUGAUAUUUUUCUUUAUUCUCAUCACUUAUCUGGUUGAUAUUGCAUUGAAAUUAUAAGGAGAAAUUCUGUCUUGGUCACUCAUAGGAGUUAAAGGAUUAAGUAAACAUGGUGACAAGGUGAAAUAUAGAAUACAGCUGACAUUGUUUGUUUUUAUAGAUAUGUUGUUGUUGUUGUUGUUGUUGUUGUUGUUGUUGUGUUGGCUUGCAAGAUGGUUGAAUUUUAUUUCCCAUUUUUUUUUCAUGUAUUGUAGGUUUGAGGCUUUUCUAGCCAAGAAAUGGUCAUCAGAAAAACGCUUCGGCAUUGAAGGCUGUGAAGUAUUGAUUCCAGCAAUGAAGACAAUCAUUGACAAGUCAAGUGAGUUUGGUGUGGAGAGUAUUAUCAUGGGGAUGCCACACAGGGGAAGACUUAAUGUCCUUGCUAAUGUCUGCCGUAAAUCACUGGAACAGAUCUUUACUCAGUUUGAUCCAACCCUGGAAGCAUCUGAUGAAGUAUGUAUGCAGGGUCAUGGCACUUUCUUAUUUACUCCUAAUGCUUUUUAUUUACUCAUAAUGCCUUUUUCCUUAAGGAUGUUUGCAUCCAAAAUAGUGUGGUGUUGACCAUAAUAGGGUAGUUACCUUUGAAAUGGUUAUCUUACAUGUUUUACAACAAUUUGAUGUGUGAAACAAAAGCUUUGAGCUAUCAUGUAGAUUUAAUAUUUGUCAAAACACUUAUAUCUGUGUUUAAGCCCCAUCCCAAACUUUAAUCCCAUUUUUCCAACAAAAAAAAAAAAGUGCAGGCUAUCUGAGGAUAAAUAUUUUACCUCAGUAGCAGUGAAGGAUGUUUCAACAACUUGAGGGAUGCCGUGAUCAGAUUCAAGUCUUAUAACCUCGUUCUUCAGGUUUUUGAAAUGCCAAUUACUUCUCAAAGGAGGGAACAAAUGCAAACAUUUGUAGUCAGUGCAGUAGUGAAUGAUGUUUCAACAACCUGAGGGAUGUCAUGAUCAGAUUCGAGUCUUAUAACUCCAUCCCUUAGGCUUUUGAAAUGCCAGUUACUUCUCAAGGGAGGGAGCAAAUGCAAACAUUUGUAGUCAGUGUAGUAGUGAAUGAUGUUUCAACAACCUGAGGGAUGUUGUGAUUGGAUUCAAGUCUUAUGACAACUCCUUGCAGGCUUUUGAAAUGUCACUUACUUUUCAAGGGAGGGAGCAAAUGCAGACAUUUGUAGUCCCUUGUAAUUUGGGGAUCUUAACCCUUUUACUCCCAUGAUCUGAUUGCUAAUUCUCCCCUCUAGCUGCUACACAUUUCCUUGUAAUUUAGCUACGAGAAUUUGGUGUUAGAUCAAGAAAACAACUUUAAGCUUAUGCCAAGUCUGAGUAUUCCCAUUAACAGUUUGCAAUAUAGUGUUUGGAUACGUAGGGGAGAAGUUAAAUGUUAAUCACCUCUGGAAAUUAAAGGUUAAGGAUGCUUUCUUCACCCCUUUUAAUGUUGACACUUUAAGUCCCACUAGUGAUCUAGACAGAAUUUCUCCAUACACUAUUGGUAUGAUACCAAGCGGACAAGGAAUGAGAAUAAAGAAAAACAUCAGUUAGGGGAUUAUUGGUUGAUCCAAUUCAAUAUUCUCCAUACUAACAUCACAUAAAUUGUAUAGCAGACAGUAAGGAGAAUUACUCAUGAAAUCUUGGGAGUUAAAGGGUUAAAGAAGAGUCUUAUUUGUCAUGAUUUCUUCUUUUAAGUCACAGGGUAAACAUAUUUUUAAGGAGAUAGGUAUUGGGAGUAAAGAAAAUAAUCAGUUUGGAGGUUAUUGUAUUGCUGGAUGUAACAGCAAAAUUUUAUUUUCAACUGGCUGGAAAUGUUCUUGAACAUCACUGACAUGGUAGAAUAGACACUCAGAACUGAAAGUAAUUAAACACUGCUCUUUCCUUUGCCACAGGGAUCAGGAGACGUGAAGUACCAUUUAGGGAUGUCUCAUGAACUUCUCAAUAGGGCCACAAACAAAAUUGUGCGGUUGGCUGUUGUGGCAAAUCCCUCCCAUUUGGAAGGUUUACAACUUCUUUUUCUUUUGUAUUGUUGAAAUAUUAUUGUGCAAUGCAAAGCCACGCCAACAAAAAUCACUUUUGAUUUUGAAUUUCCAAUUAUAAAUUUUCUCUUCCUCUCCCCUCUUUGUAUUAUGGUAAGUUGUAUCCAAGUGCGGCAAGCAUGAUUUCACAAAUUAGCCAAUCACAAUGAAGAACUCCAACCUUGACAUUGAAAACUGAUAUGAACAUUUUUUGCAAACUUGUUUUGGUUGUUCUCCUGGAUUAUAUUUAACUAUUUUUGAGCUUUCGUUCAUGCAAAUUUGUCUCCCCUUUGUUUGGAAUUUUAAGAAGUUUUGGAGUUUUUAUUUUUGCAAAAUGCGGUUGAUUUCAGAAAUUCAAUAUAUGGUUUUGUGAAAAGUGUGGACUCUAGCCCUGUUUUCAUGAAUGGAUUCUUUAUACCUUUGUUGGAACAAAUGCUUGGCUUCCCCUCCCUCUGAUGAAAGGCUUAGCCUCAAAAAUCAGUAACUGACCUAUUGACGCUUAGAUGACAAUAUUCUAGUGUGGCAAACCACUUUUAUUAUCUAGUUUUGCUGACAACCCUCCUCUUGUGCAAUAUUGCACUUUGCAGUCUGGGAAGAAAUUGAGUAUUAGGGUACUGUCAGCUGUUUUAAACGGCAUCUCUUAACAUUCCCUUAACAUUUGGUUGUACGAAUGUGAUAUGUCAAGAUAUUUGGUUGAGAAUUAGAGCUAUGUGGAUCAAGAAAAUUCAUUGUCAGUUUUACAACUCCAAUAGCAGUUAAGAUUUUGUUCUAGUAUCAAUGAUACCAGGUUCUUUAUGUCACUGCCACCAUUUGUAAGUCAUUCACAAACAAAACUUUUAGGACCCUUGUAAGUUGUUCAAUACCAGAGGAGUACUCUACCUCAGCAUUCCUUUAGCUUAGGCUCUUCAUUAUCAAUAAUUCAAGCAAAUGUUUAUUUAUAAAUUCAUGAAAUCUGCAAUGUCUGAUUUAUAAAGGAACCAGAUUCUUGUCAAAUAUUAUUUUUAUAGCUUGCACUGUCUUUUCUUUUUCUUUUUCAAUCUGAAUUAUUUUCCUCAAAUUUUGCCUGGAGACACCUUUAUAACGAUGCAUGAUAAAAGUAGUAGACAACUACUUUUUACAAUGUCUUUGUAGGAAGACUGAAUUUUUCCUACUAGUCAGUGUUGGGUCAUGUUUCUCAGUCAAAGUUCUUGUGUCCAUUUAGCUGUGGAUCCUGUUGUUGAAGGAAAAACCAGAUCAGAGCAAUUUUAUCGAGGAGACACACAAGGGAAAAAGGUAGUAAAUUGAAUGAGUAUUUUUUUAAUGAACAGUUUAUUUUAUCACUUAUAACUUGUAGCAUGUUGAUUCUCUAUAGCAUAAGGAAUUAGUGAAUGGGUGUUGUUUCUUUCCCCUUUGGAAUGCUCCUUUUAAUUAUUAAAUGUUGCCCUCCACUGUGCUUGACAGCAUGAAAUUACAAUGCAGUGUGAACUGAGAUAAAGGAUUUGUACUUCUACUUGCAUGUUGUAGCACUGUCUUUACAUUAUAAUAUUCUGAGUAAAUUUUUACUUAUUUUUUUCUUUCAUUAUAUCCAAAAGGUGAUGAGUGUUCUUAUUCAUGGUGAUGCAGCAUUUUCUGGACAGGGUGUGGUCUAUGAGACUUUCCAUUUAAGUGCACUGCCACAGUACACCACACAUGGCACCAUACAUAUUGUUGUUAACAACCAGGUUAGUUUUAUUGUUUUGGUAAUAAAUCACCAUUUAAAAGAGCUAUUUCUUAUGGACAAUGCCCACUUUGGUUAUUGUGUGCACUUUUUCUGCACACAUGUAAUGGUUAUGAUGAUACACAUGCACAAGAAACACGUUAUGAACUGAGGAAGAAUUGCCUUUUAUAUCCUGAGGGUGACCAGCAACUAAUUUCUCAUUAAGGUGUUACGGCUGAGUCAAGCAGAAGGCUUAUGAGAAUUAAUGAAGUAGUUGCAAACUUAUAAUUUCUCAAUGUUUUACUAAAUUAUCCUUAAUAGUACCAUAGGAAACUUAUAGAGAAUUGAAUGAAGAAUAUACACACUGAUGUUGGGAUAUAAAGUUUUGAAAUAUGAUGAAAAUAAUUGUAACACACAUUAAACCAUGUCUUUAAUUUCAGAUUGGCUUCACUACUGAUCCAAGGGUUGCUCGCUCCUCACCUUAUUGCACUGAUGUUGCCAAGGUGGGUGCACAGAAUCGCAUCUUCUAGUUCAAGUAGCUUCCUUUAACCACUCACUUUAAUUCCCAAGUAAAUGCUGGAAUUAGUAUAUCUAGGUGGUUUCUUUGGGUCAAGCUGGGAUUCAAAGCUCUUUUUGUAACAGUAAAGUACAUAUUAAGAAAAUUGGCUCGGAAAAUUUUGAACUAGAAAAGGUGUUUGACUCCAGGGAAAUAAACACAAAUGCAGAAUGAAAAUUAUUAUACAUCAUUGCAACCUUGGUCAUAAGGGCUUCAAGGUCAAUUUUUUCAUGAUAACCAUUGGGCAACCUUCACGAAAAUUUAUAAAUGGUCACAGAAAACAAUGUUUUAUUCUCCUGAGAGAAACCCCCACAAAAGAUAAAGACUACAUUGCUGUACCUUGGCCAUUUAAUUUAAUGUAUCUUGCGGCUGUUGUGUUAACUUCUCCAUCUAAAUAUCUUAUUCUUUAGGUAGUAGAUGCUCCUAUUUUUCAUGUGAAUGCUGAUGACCCAGAGGCUGUGAUGCAUGUGUGCAAAGUUGCAGCAGAAUGGAGAGCUGAAUUCGGCAAAGAUGUUGUCAUUGAUUUGGUAUGUCUUACACUUUAAGUAAAUAAUUAUUUCUGUCUGUAACUCUCUCUUAAAAACAGAUUUUGAAUUUUUAUAUAGUAUCAAUGCGAAAUAAAAAGAAGACUGUCUUACUAGUAAGACUGUUACCACAUUGGAACUACAUGGGUCGUAAAGAUUUCUAUUUGUUAGCCAUGUAGUGUGGCUAAGGUGGCUUAUACGACUCCUCCCUCUUGUGAGAUACAAGUUGAGGCAAAUCGCAAAGAAUUUUGGAGGGCUGGCAUGAAUCUUUUCCAAUGUGAAAUACUCCAUCUCUCGAACCUUCUCCCAUGUGAAUACAAGCCUGCUGAUACAGAAGGAGUAGCAGCAGUUUGAAAAACCUUGCAUGAGAUGCAGCAGAAUUUGUAACUGAUCUUACACCAAAUUCUCCAAACUGACAUCAUGAGACAGAGUAGUAUAGCAGACAGUAAGGAAAGCUACUGGUGAGAUCUUGGGAGUGAAAGGGUCAAGAAAAUUUAAACAAUUCUGAAGAAAAGGCAAGUAAGCCUGAGUAUAUUUAUCAUAAAUGCCCACUUCCUUUUCAUAAUCCAAUUGCCCUCUCACGAACAAUAUUAGGUUUGCUACCGUCGCCAUGGCCACAAUGAAGGUGACAAUCCAAUGUUCACACAACCAAUCAUGUACAAGAACAUCAACAAAAAGAAUCAUGUGUUGGAUUUGUACACAAAGAAACUUAUAGAUGAGGAUGUUGUCACAGAGGAAUGGCUUCAGGUAUGUGCAGAUUAUGCACUUAUAGACUGAGUGAGAGAGCCAGACUGGAAAAUAUUUUAAUUGAGGUCAUGAGGAAUGGACAGAUUGCAGCUAGGUCUGUGCAUCAAGAGGGAGAGCCAAAUAUUUUCUCAUUCAGACUGAGUUAACUAAGUCAACAAGUAUUUUAUCAUAUGGCAGUUGCUUUUUUGUUGCAAAGCCAAGUGGCUCUAAGUGGCUCUCUCAGGCCAUCAAUAUGGCCUUGGAUGGGGAAUUUUUGUCUAAUAUUUAUUAAAGCAUGUGCUGGGCCACAAGGGUCAUAUAAUAAAUGACUGAUCAACCUAUUGUGGUAGCCACAGAUCUGUUUAGUCUGAAUAUGUGACCAUUCCAAAGAAUGUUUAAAGCUCUUAGUCUGCAGGUGAAUUUUGUAGAGGAUGUGACUAGACAGCACAAUUCAGGUCUCUAUAGCUUGUAAGGAUUAGGAGUAUUGCUUCCUUACUUUUAGAUAGGAGGCUUCUUGACUUGAGUCAUACUUUAAAAAAAAUAUUAUGUCUUUUCUUUCAGGAAGAGAAAGCCAACUAUGAUAAGAUUUGUGAAGAAGCAUUUGCUGAUGCAAAGUCUGAGAAGCGUGUACUGCUUAACAGGGAUUGGCUGGAUUCACCAUGGAAAGGUGUGAUCUGCUGUUUUAAUUUUGCAUGUCUAUUGGAAGUUGAAAGAAUCAUAUUAUUACAUCAAGCAUGUUUAUCUCUUCAAGGGGUCCAAGAUUUUUAACAAAUUUUGUUGGUCCAAAGUUUGUGUCAGAAAGAGACAUAGCCCCUACGAAAAGGGUUCAUGUAUAUCACAAUUUCAUUUGAUAUUGAAUAAAAGAUAAAUAGAUGAACUGAUGUCUAAAAAUUAGAUAUCUAUUGAAUAACCAAUUUCUCAUUGUGUUUCAACAGGAUUCUUCAAAAAAGGCUAUUCUCCUACUCAGCCUGUGAAACCAACAGGAAUUGCUCUUGACACUUUGAAGCAUGUAGGAAAUGUGUUCAGUGCUGCUCCUGGUGGAGACUUUAAGGUUCAUGGAGGUAAAGAAAAGAUGAUCCUUCCCCAACAUCUCAGGCUUCUCUAAGCUGUGGCCAUUUUUGUAGCCAUGACAACUAGAAAAAAUCAGGGAUUCAAUUAGUAGCCAAAGUUGUCAAUUUUCUCACCUGUUUUCAAAGAUCAUUUACUUUUUAAUUAGCAAUUUGUAGCAAUUUCAUAUCCCGCUUUAAUUAAUGGCCUGAGGUCAAAGUAUUUCUCAUGCUGUGCUGUUUUCUUCCAUAUAAAUUUUUUGUUGUUCCUUGGUUGCCUCAGUAAUAUAUAGAUUUAGCCAAGCCUAAAAGCGGAGCUUGCAUUUUUUUUCCCCCACACGUCUCAAGGGCACAACGCCUUGCCCCAGCCAGGACUAGAACACGGGUCAUCCGACUCAGAGCCCAGUGCACUGACCACUGGACUACUGAACAAAGCUGUGGCAUUGGCAUGCCUGCAGUACAGUUGACCACACGUGUUAAAAGUAGCACCUUGUAUGGUCAUACGGUCGUAUAGUUGUAUGGUCGUAUGGUCGUACAUCCAAAUUUUUUUGGCUUGGUGGGUGACUACUAUUUUGUAUAAUUAUGGGGCUACACCCUGCGAGCUCCGCUAUUAACCCCUAGACCCCUAAGAGUGAUUGGCAACUUAUUUCUGCUUACAAUAUCACCCCUGAAUGGCUCAUUUAAAAGGUCUCAAGGAUAAAAAAAAAUGGUGCAUGGAGAACAGUAUGGAGAAUAUGCAUGCUGAUGUUAGGCUGCAAUGGGUUAAGCCUUGAGAUGUUGUGUGAAUCUUAAAAAUGAAUGCAGCAUGUACUGCUCACUCCAAAGACAAGUCGUGUGAUCAGCAUUUUUUUUUUUUUGUUUAAAUGUAUGUGUGAAAUGAAAGCAAGUAUACCAUUUCUACUCAAAACUGUAAUGUACAAAGUAAGUGGCAGACCCUUUUCUUAAUGAAUGGAUAUCAAUUUCAGGACUGCGCCGCAUCCUUAAAGCUCGCCGUGAUCUGCUGGAAAAGGGUUAUGUGGACUGGGCAAUGGGUGAAGCCCUGGCAUUUGGCUCUCUUUUGAUUGAGGGUUCUCAUGUGAGGCUCAGUGGACAGGAUGUAGAGAGAGGGACUUUCAGGUAGAUACACCACUAACAGUACCUGGUAAGAGUAAAGCAUGGUGACCUCCUCACUGCUAAAGAGAUUGUUGGCCUCCUUUGAUGCUAUCUUUUUUUACAACUCUUAUCCUCCAGUAGUACUGUUGAAUUUUUUUUGCCAGUGGAUGAUAAUUUUUUUUUCUUUGUAGCCAUCGUCAUCACAUUCUGCACGAUCAAGACAAAGAUAAAGUGACUUACUGUCCAUUAAAUGAUCUCGGCCCUGGCCAGGGCAUUUACACAGUCUGCAAUAGCUCCCUAUCAGAAUACGCUGUGCUAGGUAUGUUUUGUGCACAUUAUCAGCUAUCGACAUUGAUGAUCCUUGCAGUAUGCAGGAGGCAUGUCAUAUGAACUUCUUAAUAGACCUCACUCACUGUAGAGUCUCUGUGGCUCAAUGGUAGAGAAUUGCAAUGCAGAAUCCAAAAAUCUGAGGUUCAAUUCCUCAUAGGACUCGAGCUGGUGACAAGACAAGAAGCAUCUUUCUCUAUUUCUUUACCGAGCUCAAAACUUAGCAUCUCUCUUAUUCCAUUUACAUUAUUCUUGUUCAUAUAUUUGAAGUCAAAAGUUCCAGCAUUCCUCAAAUAAUGUUUAACUUAGUAAUAACUUGUCUCUUACUUUAUUAAAUAAUCAAGGUUAGGAAUGUUUGCUUGCACUAGGAUUUUCAGAUUUUCGGUCACUGUGUCCAACAGUUCAAUCCAAGACUACUGUCACCCAUUCAAUCGCAUUACUUGAUCAGCAGCUAAUUUUGGGCAAAAUCAUUAACUGUAUUAUGUUAACCUUGUAACUCCUAAGAUCUGAUUGCUAAUUCUCCCCUCCAGCUUCAACACAAUUCCUGGCAAAUAAGUUCUGUAAAUUUUGUAUUAGAUUAGAAUAACAACUUCUACCUGAUAAAUUUGGGUAUUCUCAUUUGCCCUUUGCUGGAUAUUGUAGGGAUAUUAUAGGGAGAAAUUUCAUGUUAAUCACUUCUGGGAGUUAAAGGGUUAACUGUUCAUGCCAAUUGCAGUCUGUUAGCCAUAAAACACAUUUUUCUUCAUUUUGUAGGUUUUGAGCUUGGUUUCAGCAUGACAAAUCCAUUUGCUCUUGUUUGCUGGGAAGCACAGUUUGGUGACUUUAACAAUACUGCCCAGGUAUGUCAACUGGAUUAGAGAGAUCAACUUCUGGAAUAUUUUGGGUCAGUUCACCACAAGACUAAGUGUGAUUUCAUUCAUUACUGACAGUAAGCCCUCCAAACCAGAUUAAUUUUAAUGUUACAGGGUAAUUGUGAAAUUUAACAUCACUGUUUCAAUCUGUUUUUAUUUUAAUUAUAAUUAUUUUUACCUUGGUAGUGUAUUAUUGAUCAGUUUAUCAGCAGUGGGCAAGACAAAUGGGUGAGACAAAGUGCACUCACCAUGUUACUUCCUCAUGGAUACGAAGGAAUGGUGAGUUUUGGUUCUUUACACCCUAACAUCAGUAUGCAUAUUCUCCAUACUGUUCUUAAUACAUUUCCUAAGGUGCUGACAAGGAGAAUUUGUUUAACAAUCAAGAGCUUUCAUCAUUAGUGGUCAUUUCCUUUUUAAUUGUGACCUUUAUGUGUGAUUUUGGGGGUGAUUGUAAGGAGAAAUUAGAUGCCAGUCACUCGUAGGGGUGAAAGGGGGAAUUAUUUCUUGAAGACUGCCCAAAGUGAAAUAAAUGUGGGUGAGUGGUCUUAGAUUUGUCUUUAUCAUGACCAUAUCUUGUGCAGUUUCAACUUCUGAAUUUCAGGCACCUUAAAACAAGAUGGGACAAAUAUUCAUAAUAAUUGCAACAACCCAUGAAUAGAAAACAGUGACAGCAAUUAAUACUUGUGGGUAACAAAGUCUGUGGGCCUGUUAGAUGCAAAUGAGAUGUGGCCCUGUCAGAUCAAAGAUGAUAAUUGCAUUGUCCCUCUAUUUAGCAACACAUAUACAGAGAAUUGAUUGCUGUUGUUCAGUUUCUUUAAGGCUCAGAGAUGAAAUAUGGAAUUUUUCAAUGGUUAUGUUUAAAUUUCAUCUUUCUGUUAAGUGGAAACACGCUUACAGUUCUGUAAUUAUAUAUUUUUCUUUUAGGGACCCGAACAUUCCAGUGCCAGGCCAGAGAGGUUUCUACAAAUGAGCAAUGAUAACCCUGACGUUUUUCCAGUAAUUACUAAUUUCUUCUUCUCAUAUCAGUAACAUGUUAUAUAGUUCAUCAGCUGUCAUAUUUCAUUAUAAAUUGCACAGUUUGUUAUUUUAUCUCCAACACAUUUUUUUGGCAAUUCAUCCCAAGUGACUGUUUACAGUUUGUUCUUCUUAAGUUUUUUUCAAAGAAUUUGUUUGCAAAGAACCACAAAUUUAAUAGAUUAUUCAGUCUUAUCUUGGUCAGUAUUGGUGUUUUUGUUUGUUACGCCUGUUUUAUUACUUUCACAUCUGCAGACAAACAAUGAACUCUUCGAGGUGAAUCAGCUUUACUCCACCAACUGGCAGGUGAGUUAAUUUUCUUAGUUUUGAAAUUUGUAAUUGCAAAUCAUAUUUAUUCAAUAUUGUUUUUUAAAAUUUAGAAUUAUCCUUUGUAAUUGUGAUUUUAUAAGAACAGCGCUGAAAUGUGAGUCCUUAUUUUCCAGGUUGUUAACUGUAGCACACCUGCAAACUAUUUCCAUGUGCUGCGCCGACAGCUUGCUCUAAACUUCCGCAAGCCUGUAAGUUUGUCUUUAUACUUCCCUUCAAAUCAAAGAGAAGAACAAGAAUGUUUACUUAAGGUUGUUUUAUUUUAAAGGAGUUUGGCUUUGUCUCCAUAAUAUGCUUGUUUUUCCUUUGUGUAAAAUGACCUACAAAUUGAGUGAGACUACAAAACAUUAGUCCAGUAGUAUAUAAAUACACAAGAGAGGGAGGGACAAGGCUAGCUAACGUCAGCAAGAUUGAUAAACUUUUAAAUUAGUAUUAUUUCAUAAUAAUUCAUAAGAAGGAGAAGAUCAGGUUGUAAAUCUAACUACUUGGUUUCCCUCAGCUCAUCCUGAUGACACCAAAAAGUCUCCUUCGUCUAGAAGCUGCCAGAUCUCAUAUUGAUGAAAUGGCAGAAGGUAAGUUUGAGAAAAGAUUAUGUUGGUUACAUUUAACUUCUUUUGUCUUGAAAUUUGAGUUUGCAAUGAAAUUCUGAAUUUAAUGUUUUCUAGUAUAUGAGGGUCUCAAAAGAACAAACACAGUGAAAGCACAAAAGAGAAGUUAAGAUUAUUUUAGUUUGAACAGUACCAACCCAAAGGGAGGGGUACUUUUCAUUCCAGGAGAGCUUUUCUUCAUCAGAAUCACUUUACUUCAAUCUAUGAUGGAUCAAAAUGCUAUCAUGGUCUUGCAUUUGAAAUAGACAUGGACAAUAGGAUCUUCGAUAUUGACACCAAAUGCAAAUAACAAAAUGAACUCUUACUUCAAAUACAGGGACAUCAUUUAGACGUGUGAUCCCAGAGUCUGGUCCAGCAUCAAAAAAUCCAGAGAAAGUUCGCAAACUCCUUCUUUGUACUGGAAAAGUUUACUAUGAUUUGGCAAAGGUAAGAGUUCUGAAAUGCAACUCAUUCAGUUGCCAUCUCUGUACUCUCCUCACCACCACACAACAGGUUGAGGAAUCAAAUUUGCAGCACAGCAGUUUGAGUUCAACACACUUCUCACCAUUUACCAAUCCCAGCUCCUCUCCUCCCUUAGCCCAUGAGCAAAAGAGUGGUAAAGAGCACAUAUUUCAAGUAUUGCAAGCAUGCUACAGGUCUGACAGAUCUCUGGAAUCUUGCAUGCUUUGCAGCUUACAGAGGCCACUCUUUCUGAGCGUUUAAGGAAGAUCUUGUUACUCAAACUGAAUUUGUUUUGUUCUCUACUUCAGGAACGAAGCAAGAGAGGUCUUGAUGAAGACAUUGCCAUCUCUCGUGUUGAACAGGUACACAAGUACCAGUACCUCUUUCAACCUAUGAUCACCAGGCUUUCUUGCCUUGCCUUGCCUUUCCUUAAGAAAGCCAUGAAAGAAAUAGGAGAUGGUUACAGCACUGUACUUGCAAGCCCAUGCUCUGAAGUUCAAGUCUUCUUAGCCUGUCCACAUGAAUAGUCCUAUAGCUUGUGACCUUCUCAUUAAGACCGUUACCCUUGCUAGGUUUCGAUGUUUCAUGUACUUCCCCACCAACACUGUUUUUGUUGACUUUGUUUUCUGAAAUUGUUGCAUGUUUUAAUGUGUAUAGAGCAAAUGGCAUUUAUGGAGCAUCGAGACAAAAAGUUUAGCAAUAACAUUCCCUGUUUGUAAACUAGUUCUGGUAUGUCUCUUUGCAUGCACAGUGAGUGCAUUUGUCUGCUCUCUGAUACAGUGUAGGCAACAGUGCCUUGCACUGUCCGUAUUGUUAACCCUUGAGAGAAUGAGCCUUCGUUUAUUUUGCAGGAGAAACAGACAACAGUCGAGAAUAUCUUUGAUUGUAUCUGUGUUAGAGGUAGCGGUAGCUGAGGAAUGGCAAUGACCUUAUGUCACUCGAAGACUAAUACUUAGUAUAACAGCAAUAAACUGAUGCUGUAAAUUUAUCAACGGAGAAACCCACUGAUUUUAAGUUUCAUUUUUAUUUAAGUUGGUGUUGUGGUGUGUGUUUGUACAAAAUUAUUUUUUCUGGUUGCAAGUUUUUAUCAUCAGUGGUACUUGUUUCAAGUGGAACUGAUUUCAUUGAGGAUAGUAAUAAAUAUGAUAUGCAACACUGUGACGUGUUUCACAGUCACUGUGGCUUAACACUAAAGAUACCCCUCUGUAACCUUUGGUGUCUUUAUUUCAGAUAAGUCCAUUCCCAUUCGACUUGAUCAAGGCUGAAAAUCAGAAGUACGACAAUGCAGAGAUUGUGUGGGCUCAAGAGGAACCCAUGAAUAUGGGUUACUGGACUUAUGUUCAUCCACGCCUUGUCACUUCUGUUGGAAACAAUGUUAAGAUCAGGUAAUGAAUAAAAAUGGUUGAAGGUCUUCCUUUAUGUUUCAUUUGGGAUACAUUAUGUUUGAUUGCAUGGUGGCCAGUUUUCACUUGUCAUCGUAAGAUGUCUUGGCUACUUUUGAAAUUGGUUGCAACCAUAUUCAUUUUCAUGACUACCCUCACCAGGAUCUGGUGGAAAAAAAUAUAAAGAAAAGUGGUGUGACAAAAAUGAAGAGCUUGCCAUGCAUUAGGACAGCAAUAUGUCUCACUAAUCUAUACUUUUGAGACUGGUGUUUACUCACCUUUUUGAUGAGCCACUUGACUCAUUAGACUGUGAUUAAUGACCACUAGACAGAAUGUCACUACACUUUAUAUUUAAUUUGUUUUCUGUUUAUUUGUUUAGUCUUGCUUUUUUUUUUUCUUCUGACAGUUAUGCUGGCCGUCCUCCUGCUGCAUCAACAGCAACUGGAAACAAACAUCAUCACAUUUCAGAACAGGAGGAUCUUAUCAACAAAGCCCUAGUAUAA